Messenger RNA from Syngnathus acus (greater pipefish), 1481 nucleotides. Its product is annotated as hydrolethalus syndrome protein 1 homolog. Gene Ontology annotation, cellular component: centriole; non-motile cilium. The record is from RefSeq and is a predicted model, not a curated record. Gene Ontology annotation, biological process: cilium assembly. NCBI's taxonomy places the organism in Eukaryota, Metazoa, Chordata, Actinopteri, Syngnathiformes, Syngnathidae. The coding region runs from base 246 to 1187 and encodes 313 amino acids. The transcript is spliced from 12 exons.
AGAAGCGUCCUUUUUAAAUGCUCGUUGAUUUAACGGUCGUGUCGCGACCCGUCGCCUGGGAACGAGCGUUUGUUGACGUCGUGUUAUAAAGCAACAAAAAUGCAAAACGUCCGAAUUUUUCAAUAACAGAAAAGAGCGUUUUUUUUAAACAACACUUCGCAUUCACCGUGCUUGUUUGCGGGCUUUGUUGAACGCGGACGAGCCGCCGAGAAUUCCAGCUGGCCUGACUUGCAGGCGACGAUUCCAUGGACAACCUGGACUUCUCCGAGGAAGAGAUCCAGCAGCAGCUGGUGCUUCUGGGGUACACCGACGUCCCCAAACACAGACUGCGAGAGUUCAAGCAAGAUCUGGAACAGUUGAUUCAAAAUGGCGGUCGGCCCAAGGUGACCACCGUUGCUGCCUACGAUAGGGGCGAGCCCGGACCUCCCGCCUUCACCAAGGAGAAAGUAAGACCGUGCGACGUGGGCAAGACUCCCGGAAGCUUUUUUAUACAUGACGAGCAACGUCGCACACAGGUCGUGAGCCCGCGUUCCAAUCAAGAUGGCUGCUCGCGUCGACACCGCGGGGACUUGUUGGAAAGUUCCCACAGCGCCACGACUCACACGCUGAUACCAGACACCCGCUGCAGGCACUUCAUCAAGAGGAAAGUGCUGAGGAAGCGUGAAGGACAAUCGCUGGUCUGCGAUGAAUCCAUCUACAGCCAAGAUUCUGAUUGCUCCAGUUCGCUGUCGGGUCGUCUGUCGGAGCUGCGCUUACACGAGGCGGAAAACGACAAAGCCAGCGUGGCCGGUGGCCAUAUGGAGGAAGACUCCCUCAGCACCUUUGGGUCCUUCACCACGUCUUCGACACGAUCGAGAAGCGAGAGCGACUUCCGCACCAAACCCAAAUCCUUCAUCCGGCCGAUCCUGACUCAGCAGACCAUCAAGAAGGAGGACCCGGUGGCCAGGUAUUUCCAGUACAAGCAGCUGUGGGACGAGCUCAAGCUCCCCGGGGAGCAAGAUCACCGGAAACUCCGCUGGGAAAUCAGGGAGAGACUUGCAUACCGGCAGCCGCCCCCCAAAGCUCGCCGGUGUUUGGCGGCCAACAGCUACGUGGUCCCCACGGAAAAGAAACGAUCGGCUCUGCGCUGGGAAAUCCGCAACCUCAUGGCGCACCCCCUGCCGCAAAAGUUCACGUGCCGCUUUUGAAGCGUCUGCAAGUUUGGGGCCUUUUCUUUCUUUUAAGGAACAACAAGCACUAAAACAAAAAUGGGAACUGAGGUGGCAACUUGCAGGAACAGGAACAUGCAAGGAUAGGUCAUGGAACUGAAACGAGGUGAUGAAUGGACCCUAACGACGAGAAGCAUCAAUUUGAGGCCUUUUCGCUUUUUCCUGUGACACACAGGAAGGAGCAAGGACACCCUGGAAAAUAGUCCCAUUCCAUGAUGUUAUCAAUUCUGGCCUUUUUCCGCACUUUUUUUUUUUUUGUGACAUUUCAGCUAG